GCCCACCAUUCAUAGGUGACAUUGGAUACAGCGUCCUUUACACUCAACCUUUUUCAUACGUGAUUUUUGGUUUCCCGCCUCAUCGUCGCGCUGCCAGCGUGUCUCAUUAAACUCGAAAACAUCAGUAUACACCUCCAGCAUCAAUAUGUCUGGGAUGCGCCCCCAAAUUUCCACAUCGGUUUCUUUCUCCGGUCUCCCUACCACCAUAUCGUCAGCGAGACCGCUAAAGCGCAGGAUGACAAGCACUACAGACUUGUCGUUCUUCACACCUGCAUCUGCAUCUUUUGAACCCAAACCCUUCCGCGCCAACCCGGUAACCUCUUCGAAGUCGGCGGCUCCAGCGCGCGCUAACACCAUCGUACCACCGCCGAUGGACGUUUCACUUGAAGACCCAAAUGCGACGUUCAUCCGCCCGCCAUUCACCACGUUCCCGAACUCUCACCUCUAUCCAGAGGGUCUCACCUAUAGUUUACUAGCAGAGAACCCAGAAUGGUUCCUCGUUCCCAGCGACUUCAUUUCUGAGACAAACGACAAUCCGGACGCUGUCCUCUAUCCUUCGGCUUUAGAGCCUCCGAAAGGAUGGUCUCCUGCCUUGAAAAAGGAACUAAAGGAGCGAGGUGUAGACACCUGGCCCGAAGGACAAGAACCUCGACUGCGCUGCACCUUGUGCAGAAGAACUUACGCGGGUGUGAAUGCAAAGAGUAUGUGGAGGCGCCACGUCUAUGAGAAGCACAAGAUUGCUAUGCCCAACCGACGGGAGAACGCUGAGCGUGGCCGUGUCAAUGGUCGCUCUUCGAGCAAGGAGACGAAGUCUAGACAGGACAAGAAGAAUUCCCUCGAUAAGGAAAACCUCACCUUUGUCCAAGCCGGUACUUCUGCCGCUACACGCCUUACUGCGGCAACUUCCACUCAGUCGUCUCCGCCAAAGGCUGGUCCAUCGAAGCUUCAAAGAGAUCUGUCUUCCGAAAGUCCAGAGCCAGAAAAUGCCCCCAUCGAGACCGAUCCUCCCAGAACUUCCGGCACUACCGGAGGACAUCUGAAAUUGUCUGUGCAGCCUCCGAGCAAUCUAUCCGCUGUGAACACAUCCGACCUCAUAUCCACCCCUCCCCUUACCCCGCAUAGAUCUCGUAAUGUCGGGUCAACCGAGAUAUCUCCUGCCUCUGACCGCAUUGAGCUGUCGCCAUACAACCCCCUUGCCACUCCAGCUUUCCGUCAUUCGCCUGGACCGCUACCCUCUGAUCAUCCGUGGCGCUGGGACCCUAGCGACCCUCGUCACGAGGCUGCCAAUGAGCUCAGCCUGAGCAUGAUAGUCCAAGAAGCCACCCGCGUCUCGAAGCAACUUGAAAGCAGUCCCAUCGCUUUUGAUGGAAAGGCCAGUGGCAUCUUUUCAAGCCCUGAUGUCUUCCCCAAGGGGUACGCUAGUUUCCUCCGUUCCAGCUCCGUACUCGGAGACAGCCCGAGCAAACCUGCCGUGGCUCUGUCGAGGCCUUCUCCACAGAGGCUUUUCACCAUGCCAGAGUCAGUAAAGACCAUGUCGCCCUUCAGAGGGCUGCAGAGUGGUUUGUCGCCCCAAUUCCAGGACAUUUUCUCUGGAACCCCGUCGCUUCUGGGCUCUGCCUACGAACUAGACUGGUUCCCCGCCAGAGACCCGAUCUUGUCGUACAGCGACUCGCACGAGGCUGACUCGCCACCGGUGUCGAGUCCCGAAACUGACAGCCCGGUCCUCCGGAGCUCCAGCGCGUUAAACGUCGGUGCUGCAGGAGUCGGGUUUGGCUUGGGCUUCGGAUUAUUGGAACCCUUUUCCCUAGACGACGGCCCUCUACUGGGUAAAGGCAAUGACGACGAUGAUAUCGAAGAACUAUUACAGUCACCUGCCGAGAAAUCCAAAUACUCCGAUGCCAAGUCUGCGUCGAUGGAGUCCUCGACUGGAACACCUCACGAACACCCUGAAACAUCAAGAGCCUUGAAGAGGCGAAGAACCUCUGCCUAA
Messenger RNA from Gloeophyllum trabeum ATCC 11539, 1990 nucleotides. RefSeq lists its product as uncharacterized. Lineage: Eukaryota; Fungi; Basidiomycota; Agaricomycetes; Gloeophyllales; Gloeophyllaceae. The record is from RefSeq and is a predicted model, not a curated record. The transcript has 3 exons. The coding region runs from base 146 to 1990 and encodes 614 amino acids.